AUGUCAAAUCAACAAGGUUUACAAACACCUCGACGCCCAACAUACAACAACAUCUUUGAUGAUGAGGACGCAGAGCCAACACCAGUAGAUAAUGCUACUACUACCCAAAACCCAUGCUUUACAUUUACACCCUGUACUCGACUUUCUCGUAUGACACUCAACUCGCAAUCAAAUGGCUCCCGUAUGAGAACUGUUCAAUACCAAAUGCCAGCCUCCAACUUCAAUGACAAAUUAAUGCAGGCCAUCCGUGAAGAGAAGGAAGAGCAAGCUGCCAAAUCAUCCUCGCCUCAUCCCAACCUGGACAUGUUCUUGAAUGCCGAUAAAAUCAGUAUGAUGGACACUAAAUCUUCAAAGGAUUUUUCUUUCUCUGAAGACGAGGAAUCUGACGAAGGAGAAUUCUUCUCUUCCAGCUUAUGUCCCAUGUCUUCACCUGAACGACCCAUCACUCAGAGAUCCAUCUUUGAUGAUGAGUCCAUGGCUCUUUCACCACCACCGCCAUCAAACGGAUUCAAGCGAUCCAUCUUUGACGAAGACGACGACGAGGAAGAUGGCGAACAAGACAAUCAAGAUCACAUAAACAAUGAAUACGGCGAUUUCUAUGACCCCAGCUCAUCAUGGUUAUCUUGCAUUUAUGAGGACAAUGGCACCAAUGCAAAGAACACCUUUCAAGGCAAAGACCAACAUGACGAAGCAGAUCAAGAAGGCGACGACGAUGAAGACGAAAAUCGACCACCUCGCUAUUGGCAUAGUCGACAACAACAUGAAAAGAAAAUCAGACGCACAUCUCCACAGGAAGAGGAGAAUGCAGUACAUGAUAGAAUCCCAUUACGACAAAUUAAUAUCGAGGAUUAUUAUUCAGACAACGAAGAUUUGCCAGUAAAGAAGAAAAUUGUAUUAGCAAACAAGAAGCCACACAAAUUACGAUUCAUGAGAGCUUUAUCACCACCAAAGUAUAUGUUCAAACACAAGGGAAAGGAAACACUGAGUAGUUCAUCCACGUCCUCAUCAUCCUCAUCAUCCGCCUCAUCCUCCUCAUCCUCAACAAGCUACUUGUAA
Messenger RNA from Mucor velutinosus, 1056 nucleotides. Its product is annotated as Mitochondrial presequence protease. Bases 1 to 1056 code for a protein of 351 amino acids. The transcript has a single exon. NCBI's taxonomy places the organism in Eukaryota, Fungi, Mucoromycota, Mucoromycetes, Mucorales, Mucoraceae. The record is from RefSeq and is a predicted model, not a curated record.